GGGCGGGGCGGGUGCGCGCCAUUCCCCGGGCGUGUGCGCGGCUCCAUCGAGAGAUGACACUCCUAGGACUAUAAAGUGUUUCAGGUGCAAUGGCAGAUCCCAUCCGCUGGGCCCGAUACCGCUGGCAGCGACUGAUAUCAACAGAGGGCAGAGAAUGCAGCAGCAACAAUUCGAGUAGAAAGUGCUAUCAAUCAUCAAAGACUACUGGCAAACAUAGGAUAGUGAUACCCUGUUUGGGACAUUUUAAAGAAGAAUAUGAAAAAGUAUCAAAACUGUACAUGAAUAACAAAAUACGGACUACUAGGUAUACUUUAUUGAAUUUCUUACCACUGAAUUUAUUUGAACAAUUUCACAGAGUUGCCAAUUUAUAUUUCCUAUUUCUGGUUGUCCUAAAUUGGGUUCCUCUUGUUGAAGCUUUUCAAAAAGAAAUUACAAUGCUACCUCUGAUAGGGGUUCUGACAAUUAUUGCAGUGAAAGAUGGUCUGGAAGAUUACUCAAGGUACAAAAUGGAUAAACAGAUAAACAACUUAGUAACCAAAGUAUAUAGCAGGAAAGAGAAGAAAUACAUAGAUCAGUGCUGGAAAAAUGUCAGUGUUGGGGACUUCGUCCGGCUUUCACGUAAUGAAAUCAUUCCUGCUGACAUGGUGCUGUUAUAUUCUAGUGACCCUGAUGGGAUCUGUUACAUUGAAACUGCAGGCCUUGAUGGAGAAACCAAUCUAAAGCAGAGACAGGUGGUGAGAGGAUAUUCAGAGCAGGUCUCUGAAAUUGAUCCAGAAGAAUUUUCCGGUAGAAUAGAGUGUGAAAGUCCUAACAAUGACCUUAGUCGUUUCCGAGGCUUUGUUGAGCAUUCAAACAUGGAUCGGGUGGGCCUCAGCAAGGAAAACUUACUACUCCGAGGAUGCACAGUAAGAAACACAGAAGCUGUGGUAGGCAUAGUGGUAUAUGCAGGUCAUGAAACCAAAGCUAUGCUGAAUAACAGCGGCCCUCAUUACAAGCGUAGUAAAUUGGAAAGAAAAGUGAACACUGAUAUUCUUUGGUGUGUUCUUCUUCUAUUUUUGAUGUGUUUAACUGGUGCAAUAGGUCAUGGAAUUUGGUUAAGUAGGUAUUCGGAAAUACCUUUUUUUAACAUCCCCAGGCCAGAUGGGAAAUCGAGUCCUCCAGCAUUAGCAGGCUUCUAUAUGUUCUGGACAAUGAUAAUUUUAUUACAGGUCUUGAUCCCUGUUUCUCUAUACGUUUCAAUUGAAAUUGUCAAAUUGGGACAAAUUUAUUUAAUACAGAAUGACAUUGAUUUUUACCAUGAGAAGACAGACUCAACUAUUCAGUGUCGUGCACUAAAUAUUGCUGAAGACCUUGGCCAGAUUCAGUAUAUUUUCUCUGACAAGACUGGAACCCUCACUGAAAAUAAGAUGGUUUUUCGGAGAUGCAGCAUUGCAGGACAGGAGUAUUGCCAUGAGGAAAAUGCAAAGAGGUUGGAAUCCUAUCAAGAGAUUGAUUCAGAGGAUGAGGAUUCAGCUGAUUGUCAGUGUGGCUCUUCAACCCCAUCAAAAUGUCGGGGGCACAACUGCAGAGCUGUGUGUGAACCUUUGAACAGAAAGUCUUUGAGCCAAUUAUCUGGUAAUUACUCUGCAUUCAAAAGGCAAGAUGAAGCAGGUGAUAUUCCCAACUCAGGACACAUGGCUUUCAGCAGUCCCAUUGAAACAGAUGUUGUACCAGACACACAGCUGCUGGAGAAGUUCAGUCAAAUUUCUUUUCAUUCCUAUCAACAAUCAGAAGAAGCUAGCAGCAAGUUAUCUUUGGAGACAAUGUAUAUCACUGAUUUUUUUCUUGCUCUGGCAAUCUGUAACACUGUUGUAGUCUCAGGCCCCAGUCAGACACGUCAGAAGAUGAGACUCUCUUCACUGAGUAGGAUGCCUAUUAAAUCACUUGAGGAAAUCAGGCAAAUGUUCCAGAGGUUUUCAGUCUGGAGACCAAGUUCUUCUCCACUUCCAAGUGUAAAGGAGUCAUCAUCUGAAAGCCCCAAUAGUUUUGUGAGAAAACUGUCUAUUUUUAGAAUGAAACUGGCUUCACCUACUUUGGAUGGAGAUGCUCCCAAGAUUUCUGAACCUCACAAUACUGUCAGCCCAGAAAAUUCUCAAGUGCCUGGAGAACUACAUCUAGUGAAUGUAGCUGCUGGUGGUGAACCCAACCAUGCUGUGUCAUCUACUGAAUUAUCUCCCGUACCAAAACUAUGUUACGAAGCUGAGAGUCCAGAUGAAGCUGCCUUGGUUCAUGCUGCUAGGGCUUAUAAAUGUGUUUUACAGUCUAGGACUCCAGAUCAAGUGACUGUGGACUUUGCAGGUCUGGGGUCUUUAACGUUUCAGCUUUUGCAUAUCCUGCCUUUUGAUUCACUGCGGAAAAGGAUGUCAGUGGUGGUUCGGCAUCCAGUCUCCAACAAAGUGGUGGUGUACUCAAAAGGUGCAGACUCAGUCAUGAUGGACUUGCUGAGAACUGCAUCUGAAGUACAUACUGAUAAUUCUGAAAUUGAAGAGAAGAUUAAAGAGAGAACUCAGCAGCAUUUGGAUGAUUAUGCCAGAAGAGGACUGCGCACUCUGUGUAUUGCUAAGAAGGUGAUGAGUGAUGCAGAAUAUGCAGAGUGGUUAAAUCAUCGUUUUUUAGCAGAAACCAGCAUUGACAAUAGGGAGGACCUGCUGCUUGAAUCUGCCAUGAGGCUUGAGACCAAACUAACUUUGCUUGGUGCCACUGGCAUUGAAGAUCGCCUGCAGGAGGGUGUUCCAGACACAAUACAGGCAUUACGGAAAGCUGGAAUAAAAAUAUGGAUGUUGACAGGUGACAAGAGAGAGACAGCUGUCAACAUUGCCUAUGCUUGUAAACUGCUGGAACCAGAGGACAGAAUCUUCACUCUCAAAUCACAGACUAGGGAUGCCUGUGCCUUGGUAAUGAGCAAAAUUUUAGAAGACAUCCAGAAGAAUGCUUCUGUCAAAAAAAACCACAGUGAGAAACUUGGAAAUGUCUCUGCAAGUCCCUCCACCCAAGCUCAAGGGUUCAAUUCAGGCCUGGUUAUUGAUGGAAGGACUUUAGAACAUGUCCUUCAUGACAGCCUACAGAAUAUUUUCUUGGAACUCACAGAAAAAUGUCAGGCUGUAGUCUGUUGCCAAGCCACACCACUGCAGAAGAGUGUCCUGGUCAAACUGGUGCGAAGUAAGCUAAAGGCAAUGACAUUAGCUGUAGGUGAUGGUGCCAAUGAUGUCAGUAUGAUCCAGGUGGCUGACACUGGUGUGGGAAUAUCUGGCCAGGAAGGCAUGCAGGCUGUGAUGGCAAGUGACUUUGCAAUCUCUCAGUUUAGACACCUCAGGAAGCUGCUGCUUGUCCAUGGUCACUGGUGUUAUACCAGACUUACCAACAUGGUGCUUUACUUCUUCUACAAGAAUGUGACCUACGUGAAUCUCCUGUUUUGGUACCAGUUUUUCUGCGGGUUUUCAGGCACAUCAAUGACUGACUACUGGAUCCUGAUUCUUUUCAAUCUCCUUUUUACAUCGGUGCCACCCAUCGUUUAUGGUGUCUUGGACAAAGAUAUAUCUGCAGAGAUACUCAUGGAACUCCCACAGCUUUACACAAUGAGCCAGAAAUCUGUGGUCUCAACUGACAAAGAACCAGAGCAGAAUAAUUUCAAAUAAUCCUCAAAGAACUUCUGUCA
Molecule: messenger RNA, 3694 nt
Organism: Motacilla alba alba
Lineage: Eukaryota; Metazoa; Chordata; Aves; Passeriformes; Motacillidae
Gene: ATP10D
Product: ATPase phospholipid transporting 10D (putative)
Exons: 20
Coding region: 90-3674 (1194 amino acids)
Biological process (GO): phospholipid translocation
Cellular component (GO): plasma membrane
Molecular function (GO): ATP hydrolysis activity; ATPase-coupled intramembrane lipid carrier activity; ATP binding
Source: RefSeq, a predicted model, not a curated record